AAGCACUGUUGCUACUGAAAAAUCCGAAGCAAAUCCACCACCCGACCACACCUUCGCGGCCGCUAUCCUGUGACAGCCCCCAGCAAGAACCGACGACCUCGACAACCGUCUCAACUAAUCACCCAGAAACUCAGUCAAGAUGGGUCACGCCGCUGGUCUCCGCGCGGGCACUCGCUAUGCCUUCUCUCGCGACUUCCGCAAGAAGGGUAUGAUCGCUCUGUCCACCUACCUGCACCAGUACAAGGUCGGUGACAUCGUGGACAUCAAGGCCAACGGUGCUGUCCAGAAGGGCAUGCCCCACAAGGUCUACCACGGCAAGACCGGUGUCGUCUACAACGUGACCAAGUCCGCUGUCGGCGUCAUCAUCUACAAGCGGGUCAAGCACCGAUACAUCGAGAAGCGUGUCAACCUCCGCAUCGAGCACGUCCGUCUGUCGCGAUCCCGAGAGGACUUCCUGCGCCGGGUGAAGGAGAACGCCGCCCUGAAGGCCAAGGCCAAGUCCGAGGGCACCACCGUCCAGGUCAAGAGGCAAGCCGUCGCCCCUCGCGAGGCCCACACCAUCUCUUUCAAGGACAGCCGGCCCGAGACCCUCGCACCUGUCGCCUACGAGACCACCAUCUAGUUUGGGGAAAUCAGGGAGGGGUUCCGGUGGUUUACGAUUGCUUGCUUUGUCUUUGCACGGGGUUCACAUACGGCACGGAAAGAUUUCUAGCAUGGUCCGGUAUGGAAUGUGGCAAUGCUUUUAGGGAAAUUAAAAAAAAGAUGAACCAACGACACGUCCAAGGCUCCCGACCGUGGUUGUAUUGGUGACGGAGGAUCAGGCGUGGCCAUGUCCGUCGAGGUGCCAAAAAAUGGCCAGACGCACUCGACGCGUUGGUCCGGAGUGGUGGUGUAGGCUCUGAGGCGAGCUACGAUUCCCAGACGCUUUGCAAAGCGACAAUCAACGAAUUCUCGACGCACGACCUGGAUGAACUCUGUGAAUAUGCCCAAAACACGAAACGAAGCGUCUGGCUGGUUCGAUUCAAGUUUCCCGUCCAUGCGUAGUAAGCCAAGAGGAAAAUAGAUGCACCUAUAACCUCAAGGCGUAGAUUUGGUAUAUGACUGAUGGGCAGACCGAGACGGGGUUUCCACCUUGCGUGGCUCUUCGCAGCUUCGACCACAAAGUGGAUGAGCGCGGUUGGGUCAGCUUCUCAGACCCCGUUCUUAAUUCAGGUUAUCAGACCUCGAAAGUCCGGUUGAAUACCAUGCGUCUAUCUCCUCAUCUAGACUCGGGAUCGGCUUGGUCUAUAUGUUAAUUUGA
Molecule: messenger RNA, 1300 nt
Organism: Diaporthe batatas
Lineage: Eukaryota; Fungi; Ascomycota; Sordariomycetes; Diaporthales; Diaporthaceae
Exons: 4
Coding region: 140-622 (160 amino acids)
Biological process (GO): translation
Cellular component (GO): cytosolic large ribosomal subunit; ribosome
Molecular function (GO): structural constituent of ribosome
Source: RefSeq, a predicted model, not a curated record